UUGCUGAUGUAAUUUUAAUAUUUUAUGUAAAAUGGUCGCCGUUCGGUACUUUUUCCGAUUGAAACGAAUAAACAAAGAUUAGUUACGGCAAACUCUCAGUUGUCCUGUUUCAUACACUGCUUCUAAUGACUAUUAUCUAACGACACACCAGUCUACGCUGUCAUAUCUAGAACCUGUCUUUGAUUGUGUUGUCAAAGAGUAACAUGAGUAAAACCACGUGCAGUACAGUGUAAUGACAUAAGGACUCUGUUUUAGCGUCACAAACUGACGCAACGUCCGGAUAUUUAAUGGUGGUGUUCAGGGGAGUCUAUUUUUAUAAAACCUGGAAAGUUAUUUGGUGUCAGCCUGUAAAUUUUUAUAGGUAAGGAUAAAUAAUUAUAAAACGGUAAUGAUGAAAGCGUUUAUUAAAGCAUUUGCUCAAUUUGUUGUCGAUACAUUUCGUAAAGUGUUAGUAAACGUGCAUGGCUAAACAUUGAAGUGAUUGUAACAUCUAAGUACUAUAGUUGUACUGUAGUUACUAUAACUAUUCCAGACAUGAAGUAAAACCCUAAAGUAAAACCCUAAAGUAAACACGAGCACCAACAUUCUCGACGUGUUCUGCAAACUUUAACCCCGAUGUGAAACUUUGAGUAUGCCCUGUGAAGUGCAACCACGGUUCCUGGUUCUUUAUGGGUCUCAGAAAGGCCAAGCCCAGUCCAUAGCAGAGGGGAUAGCAGAGGACGCCCAGGAUAACGGGCUGGUUGCUGAGCUCAAAUGCUUAAAUCAGACCGAUGAGUUUAAUUUAGAGAAAGAAAAUGCCCCAGUGGUCUUCAUUGUGUCCACUACUGGAGACGGGGAACCGCCAGACAAUGCCCUCAAAUUUGUAAAGGACAUCAAGACGAAGACCUUCUCCACUGACCACUAUAAACACCUUUGUUAUGCACUUCUAGCUUUAGGAGACACAAAUUACGCUAAUUUCUGCAACUGUGGGAAGACAAUAGAGCGUCCAGCCGUGCUCAAUUUUAGUUUAUUUUUCUGGACCAAACCAUGUUACAAACAUUUUAUUUAGACAUUUCAUUUUUAUUUUUUAUAAUAUACGACAGGCUAUGCAGAUGAUGGUGUAGGACUAGAAGUAGUUGUUGACCCCUGGCUUGAAGGACUGUGGAAGGCCAUCAAAGGUGCUCUGUCCAAAAUGGCUUCCAAUUGGACGUCUCCCAUGAAAGAGGAUGCAGCAACUUCACCCAACAAAAUUUUUGAUUCAUGCACAUCUGAAAUCCAACUUAACCUCCUCAGUCUUAGUGACCCCCAGUCCUGUGACCCAAUUCAAACAUCUUCUGACACAGACAUAAAAUAUGCACCUCCUGCUUUAUCAUCUGAGCCUCCUACACAGACUGCUAUUUCAGUUCCUAGCACAGGUCCUCCUGUAGGUAACUGUGGUAUCGAGUCAGUGAAGACACAGACAGGUCAUGCUGGUGAUCCACAGGAAGGGUCCCUUACCCACUCACUGCCUCCACUGUCUGAGUCUUCUCUGAAUGUCCCUGCUCUGCCUCCUCCCUACCUGGACGUGUCUCUUGAGGAUGUGGACACAAUGAAAGAGAUUGCUGGUCCAUUAAACAGUGAAAGUGUCUGUAAGGUUCCCAUAUGCAGAGCAGUACAGCUAACCAGAGGAGAUUCAGUCAAAACAGCUCUUCUUCUAGAGUUGGACAUCACUGCUCACACAACCUUGGCCUAUGAACCAGGAGACUCGUUUGAUGUUUUCUGCCCAAACAGAGACACAGAAGUAGAGGAGAUACUGAGUAAACUGGGACUCAGAGAAAAGAGAAACCACAGUGUACAUGUUUCUCUGAAAAAGGACACAAAGAAAAGAGGUGCCCAGGUGCCAUCGUACAUCCCUCAGAAUAUUUCGUUGCUGACCUUGCUUACAUGGUGCCUAGAGAUCAGAAGUGUCCCUAAAAAGGCAUUUCUACGAGCGCUCGUGGAGCAUACAGGGGACAGUGUGCAGCGCAGGAGACUGCAGGAGCUCUGCAGCAAACAAGGCACCGCAGAUUACAAUCUGUAUGUGAGAGACCCGAGCCUCAGCACUCUGGAGCUUCUCACUGCUUUUCCAUCCUGCCUGCCUCCCCUCAGCCUCCUCAUAGAGCAUUUGCCGAAACUGCAGCCCAGGCCUUAUUCAGCAUCCAGCUCUCGCCUUAAGCACCCAGGAAAGCUGCUUUUUGUCUUCAAUGUGGUCGACUUCCCAGAAUGCACUGGGAGAUGGGCAGGAAAGCGAGGCUUGUGUACUGGCUGGCUGUUUGACCUCAUCAAUCGUGGCCUGGAUUUCCCUGGGAGGGUUGAGCGCAGUGGCAGCCUGACUCUGCCUAUGGUCCACGUGAGUCUGAGAUCCAACGGUUCUUUUCGGCCCCCGUCUGAUCUGACGGUGCCCUUCAUCAUGGUCGGACCAGGCACAGGAGUGGCCCCCUUUAUUGGUUUCCUCCAGCAAAGGGAUAAACAGAGACAGGAGAACCCCGAUGUGGUCUUUGGUGAGACAUGGCUGUUCUUUGGUUGUCGACACAAAGACAGAGACUAUCUGUUCAGGGAGGAUCUGGAGGGCUUUGUGUCCAGCGGCGUCCUCAACCACCUCAAGGUGUGUUUCUCCAGAGACGACCAAGAGCAGGAGAAAGAGGAGGAGAAGAAGGUUACCACUUCUGUCGCUCGACCCAGAUACGUCCAGCACAACCUGCUGCUUAACAGCCAAUACAUCAGCGACAUACUGCUCAAACAGAAAGGUUACAUUUAUGUGUGCGGGGACGCCAAGAACAUGGCUAAGGAUGUCAACGAAGCCCUGAUAGAGAUGAUCAAAACGCAGAUGCAGGUGGAUCAACUGGAGGCCAUGAAGACGCUGGCGGGACUGAGAGAGGAGAAACGAUACUUGCAGGACAUAUGGGCCUGACAGCCGAUGACCAGAUGAAGGCAUUUGGAAGCAUCCCCUCAGCUUCUUUACUGCGUGGGGAAAAAAUAAUAAUAAUAAAAAAAAAAAAAAAAAACAUCAGCUUGCCUGGCUAUAACUUCUAGUACCAUGAAAUCAUGGAUGCCGAGGCCUGGAGGAAGUUUACACCACCCAGGGAGACUGAUACAGAAUGUACAAUGCUGGCCCGGGGAUAUCGCCGCACUACAUCAUCUUGGACUCUGCUGUUUGCACAGCAAUGACCUUGGUCAGGGCAAUAGUGUCGAAGAUUGCUCCUGCGGUGUGAAAAUGUGGUGUUUUGGCGUAGAAAAAGCCGCCUCUUGUCUGGCCAGAGUGUAUUUACCUCCAUCAGUUGUGAUGUAGUAAUUCAGCUGAGAGUGAGAGCCAACUAUCGCUGCACUUUGGAUGAAAACAGCAUGGCAAUCAAAAGCUGUUAAGCAGCGAAUACACAGUAAAUCGUUUGCCGUUCAGGGUCAAAACAACAUUUAUACUUUGUUUUCUUACUUUAGUUUUGUUUAUUGUUCUUUUGCCAAACCAAGACACUGCCAGUCAAUCAUAACAUACACAGGUGUAAUAUUAUAUCUAACUAAGAAUAUUUUGUUAUUUACAUGAUAACAUCCCUCAAUUUCCAUAAUUUGACUGGUUUCAUCCAAAUGAUUUUGUGGUUGCAUUUUUUUUUUUUUUACUCUCAUACCCUGUGGAAUUUAUUGAUUUUUUUGGACAUAAACAGGAUUCAUUGUUUGAGAUCCUGUAAAAUGGCAAAGAGAAAUUUCCCCAAAUGAAGUCCACAGAGAACGUGGACAUCAUUAAUAAUUUAUCAUUACACUGUGCUGAGUAUUAAAUAGACAGAGUGUGAAUUUCAAUGGCCAUCAGCUCCGACCGGAGCAGUUAAUCUAAAUUUCUUGUGCUUGUCCGUCUCCUUACACACUAA
Messenger RNA from Cynoglossus semilaevis (tongue sole), 3854 nucleotides. It is a transcript of the gene mtrr, whose product is annotated as 5-methyltetrahydrofolate-homocysteine methyltransferase reductase. Gene Ontology annotation, molecular function: flavin adenine dinucleotide binding; FMN binding; [methionine synthase] reductase (NADPH) activity. The record is from RefSeq and is a predicted model, not a curated record. Lineage: Eukaryota; Metazoa; Chordata; Actinopteri; Pleuronectiformes; Cynoglossidae. Gene Ontology annotation, biological process: homocysteine metabolic process. Gene Ontology annotation, cellular component: cytosol. The transcript is spliced from 15 exons.